AUGGCCGCUCGCUGCCCGAACCGUUACGGAGCCGUCGAGGAGGGAGGCGGGGGUUGCCCCGUAGGGCCCCCGAGUUUAACCCCGGGGGGCGUGGCCAGUGAGGGGGCGGGGACAGGGGGAGGAGCCAAUGGGAGUUCGCCCCGCCCCUCCGAGCACGCGGCGCUCUGGACCCGCCCCCUCCGCCCCGCCUCGAUUCUAAUUGGCCGGUUCGAAUCGCGCCCGCAGCCCCCCGCACCCCACGGCUGUUCCACUGCACCCCACGGCUGCUCCCCCGCACCCCACGGCUGUUCCACUGCACCCUACGGCUGCUCCCUGCACCCCACGGCUGCUCCACUGCACCCCACGGCUGCUCCCCCGCACCCCACGGCUGCUCCCCCGCACCCCACGGCUGUUCCACUGCACCCCACGGCUGCUCCACUGCACCCCACGGCUGCUCCCUGCACCCCACGGCUGCUCCCCCGCACCCCACGGCUGCUCUCUGCACCCCACGGCUGUUCCACUGCACCCUACGGCUGCUCCCCCGCACCCCACGGCUGUUCCAUUGCACCCCACGGCUGUUCCACUGCACCCCACGGCUGCUCCCUGCACCCCACAACUGCUCCAUCGCACCCCACAGCUGCUCCCCUGCACCCCACGGCUGUUCCACUGCACCCCACGGCCGCUCCCCUGCACCCCACGGCUGUUCCACUGCACCCCACGGCUGCUCCACUGCACCCCAUGCCUGAUCCCCCGCACCCCACGGCCGCUCCCCUGCACCCCACGGCUGUUCCACUGCACCCCACGGCUGCUCCUGCACCCCACGGCCGCUCCCCUGCACCCCACGGCCGCUCCCCCGCACCCCACGGCUGUUCCACUGCACCCCACAACUGCUCCCCUGCACCCCACAACUGCUCCCCUGCACCCCACGGCUGCUCCCUGCACCCCACAACUGCUCCCCCGCACCCCACGGCUGCUCCUGCACCCCACAACUGCUCCACUGCACCCCACGGCUGCUCCACUGCACCCCACGGCUGCUCCCCUGCACCCCACAACUGCUCCCUGCACCCCACAACUGCUCCCCGCACCCCACGGCUGCUCCCCCGCACCCCAUGCCUCAUCCCCUGCACCCCACGGCUGCUCCCCCGCACCCCACGGCUGUUCCACUGCACCCCACGGCUGCUCCACUGCACCCCAUGCCUGAUCCCCCGCACCCCACGGCCGCUCCCCUGCACCCCACGGCUGCUCCCUGCACCCCACGGCCGCUGCCCCGCACCCCACGGCCGCUCCCCUGCACCCCACGGCUGUUCCACUGCACCCCACGGCUGCUCCUGCACCCCACGGCCGCUGCCCCGCACCCCACGGCUGCUCCUGCACCCCACGGCGAUGAAUGCCCUGCUGCCCCCCGAGACCGCGGCUGGAGGGGCUUUCCCCGUGCCCUCCGGGUGGGGCAGGGCUGGGUGCCACCCCUCCGAGGGUUUCCAGCCCCUCUGUGCCACCCUGGGCCAGCCGGGGGGCAGAGGGACCCCUCCACCACAGCACCCCCCCUCCUCCCCGAACUGCGCUGUCUCUCCGUGUGAAUGA
Molecule: messenger RNA, 1560 nt
Organism: Melospiza melodia melodia
Lineage: Eukaryota; Metazoa; Chordata; Aves; Passeriformes; Passerellidae
Product: nascent polypeptide-associated complex subunit alpha, muscle-specific form-like
Exons: 3
Coding region: 1-1560 (519 amino acids)
Source: RefSeq, a predicted model, not a curated record